This is a messenger RNA of Argiope bruennichi, 3392 nucleotides long. Its product is annotated as sarcoplasmic reticulum histidine-rich calcium-binding protein-like. The record is from RefSeq and is a predicted model, not a curated record. Bases 49 to 2712 code for a protein of 887 amino acids. Gene Ontology annotation, cellular component: extracellular matrix. The transcript is spliced from 3 exons. Lineage: Eukaryota; Metazoa; Arthropoda; Arachnida; Araneae; Araneidae.
CUGGAGUGAGCUCUCUGUGGAAAGGUGUUUUCUACUCCUGGAUCUCGGAUGCAGCUCGUGGAUAUGGUGUGUUCGGAUAUGGUUAGGAUACUCCUAGGGCUUUUAGUUUUAACUGCCAUCGGCUUGGCAGAGCCAGAUGAUGAAGCCACCCCAGAUUUGAAAAGAAUGCCGCAGCCAGAAGCCAAAGCAGAACCUUGGGCUUCCAAGCCGAGUGAAAAGCGGUCCGAUCAGUACGUGGAUGAAUACGAAUCUACAGAAGAAAGGAUAGAGCUUGACCACAGUCCAUUGGAUUCUCAGCGACAUAAGCCUCAACUGCAAGAUGAAUAUCAUGAGAAGCAGACGAUUGAGUAUUUGGACGAUGACAAGGCACCUCAAGCUUAUAAAUUCGGUUACGAAAUCAAAGACGAUAAACAUGGCCAUCAAUAUCGCCAUGAGGAAAAGGAUGCUAAAGGCAACGUCCAGGGUCGAUUUGGUUAUCGCGAUGCUAAGGGACAGUAUCGUGAAGUGGAUUAUGUUGCCGAUGGUUAUGGUUUUCGUGCAAAGAUUAAAACCAACGAAGCUGGUGUAAGCGACCAACAACCUGCUGAUGUUAAAAUAGAGAAGGACAAAAAUGAAGCUCUGAGCGAGUACCCUCAACAUGGAGAUAUCAGCCGUUCAGUUGUUCCAAAUGCAGACUAUAAUCAUGGAAAUGGUGGUGAAUCUGAACAAUACCAUCAACAACCACCUAAAGAACCCGGGUAUGAAAACCAACACCAACAGUCUGUAAAUUACGAAUCUCAUUCCAAUCAUCCUUAUACUGCACAAGAACCUCGUGGAAAUUACCAUCAGAGUAAAAGUGAAGUUCCUGAAAAACAUAAAGAGGAGCCCAUUGCUGCGGUUAACAGAUAUUUUGUCAGGGAAGAAGACCCGCAUGAGAAUAGCCCUUCUCUGAGACCUUACCAGAAAAAUCAUGAUGUAAUUUAUCAAAGAGAACAGCCUCGGCAGUAUAUCCCAUCCCCAAAAGAGCACCAAAGUAAUACUGAUAUCUACGACAGAGAACAACCUCAGGAGCACGAUCCUUCUCCAAAAGAAUACCAUGAUAAACCUGAAACAGGUUACAAGAGGGAACCGGUUCAUGAGGACUAUUAUGAUUCUCCUGAUAUUGUCUACAAACCAGAACCUGAACAAAUCCCUUCUCCUAAAUACUAUCAUGAUGUACCUGAAAGUGUUUAUAAAAAGAGGCAUUAUCAGAAUCAAAAAGAUAAAACCAGGAGGCCUUCCACUUAUCAAUAUGAAGUUGAUAGCAAUGAUAACAAUUACAGAUAUCCUAAACGCCCAUCUUCCGAAACUUAUCAGCCUCCUUCAAGUGAUGCCUAUACUGCUUAUGAAAAACAAUAUCCUGCCCAUAAAUAUCAAGUGCAUAUUCCUGGUGAACAUGGGGUGAAUUUGAAAGAAGAGAGACAUGCGAUUAAUGACCAUGAUGGUUACAGAAAUCCAAAUGCCGAUAAAGAUUCCGAGUACCAUUCGAAGCAUGUAAUUUUGCCUCAAACUGGACACCAAAAUGUCCACGUUUAUCCUGAUGAGAAUCCACAUUAUCAUGUCCUCAAAGAGCAGGAUUAUCCUAUUAAAGAGAGACAUGUAGUAAAAUAUGAUUAUGAUGGCGAAAAUAAAGUAGGAUACGCAGAACCAGCCAAAGAUGCCCCUAGGCACGUUCCUGUUUCUCAUCAGUAUAUUCGUGUAAUAGAAGAACCUCAUCAGCCAAUUUCUGGCACCUAUGAAAAAGAAAAUUCGCCAUACGUACACAGACCGAUCGCACACCUAAGACCUGAAUCCCAACCUCAUUCAGUAGUGGUUCUGGGUCCCAGAAAUCAAGCUCAUCCUCCACAGCAUGAGGUAGUUUAUGCAGAGCGAGAACAUGAGCAACCACGAUCAGAAGCGUAUCAUGUACUCCAGCGAAACCAUCCUGUUCAGUAUGAAGAUAAAAGUGAAGCACCAAAAAUAAGUCACAGGGAAUCUUCAAGGCAUGCUUCUAGACAUGAUGAAUCGCAACCUUUCCAGAAAGCUGUUCUUGAAUUAAAUUCUGAUGUGUAUAAAGAAUUUCUUGAAAAUAAAUCACCAGGCCGCAUUGUUGCAAUUCCUGUCAAUCAGCUAAAUAAUGGUCAUUCUGAUUCUGCUAAGAGUCACUUACAUCCAGUGUCAGAAAAGCCUCAUGGCGUUCUUCACAUUCCCCUGGAUGGCAAAUCACGAUCUACAAUUGAUCUAAAAAACCUUCCUCUGGUCUUACAAAUUCCUGGCGGGAAAGAUGCAAAUUACCAAAAACCCCAAAGAUUAUAUCAAGAACGUGUUGUAGAAGAUAAGGUGCCAAUUAUUUAUGCUCAUGCCUCAAGGUCACCAGUAGUUUCUGUCCCCAAAUCAAGUGGCAGAUUGAAUAAAAAUAAAGAAUACGAGAAGUCAAAAUGGAUACCUAUGACACCAUCAUGGAGAAACAAGUUAAGAAGGAAAUCCGAAGACGACGAAUCGCCUGCUGUCAAACAUCUUUAUCCUCAAGAAUCAAGAAUUCCUAGAGGAGCUCUGAGGCUUUCAGAUGGAGGGAUUUAUCAUAUUUUAGAAAGCGAAAGUUCAGACCGAUUAUCAAAUAUCAGGAAAAAACCAAGUAAAAGUAAAGCUACUCGCAGAGUAAGCUCACGUAGCGGAAAACAAAAGGCAAAACAAAGUGCUCGGUCUUCAAGUUAAGGUUUCUUUGUUAAGCAGGAUGAAAUGGCAAUCGAAUAUCGUUCAAAUCACAAUCACCUAAAUCAUUUUUGAUGAGAACAGUUGAAGAAUGUUUUUAUCAAUGUUAUGAUAAAAAUAAAUCGAAAGUUUUCCAAACUGUGUAAAAGAUAAUUAAAUGUGACCAGAAAAGAUAAAUGCCUAUUAAAAACGAAUUUGUUACAAGUGAAAGAAAUUGUAGGGAAUUUUCUUAUUUCGCACCGAACAGCAUUAGAAUGAUCUUCACACACAGUUUGGUAGAAGGUAGAUUAUGUUUUUCACGUAUGGAACAUUCAAAAUUCAUAAAAAAAACUUCAUAACGAAAGAGUUCGAUUGCCUUUGUCAAUUCUUCUGAGCAUUUAUUAUCAUAAAUUAAAUCUAUGGAACACAAGUAUACUCUGUGAUGAGUAGGCCGAGAAAAUCUCUUGCACCAGAUAUGUUCUACAGUAUUAAUCAAGCACAGUUGAGAUUUUCUGAAAAUGAAAAUUCAAAUCAAUGUUAAAAUUCUGUGCUUUCAUUCUGAAGCUGCUCAGAUUCGAAGUUCAUAUGAAAACUUUUAGUGAGGUGGCUAAAAUAUUUCCAUAGCUUUUUCUCUGAGCAGCAAUUUAUUGUUGUAUAUAGUAUUACGCUUUGAAUAUACCUGCCUUGUAUAAGAAUUGUGUAAU